UUUGUGUCAUGCUCAGCCUAUGAGGGUUCCACCACCGAAAGGGGUGCUUGCCUAAGCCCCGAACCCGAGGAUUUUACAUGUGGUUGAGUUGUUUUAGGUUAAUAUUGAUUGGAGAUACUGUCCUCCCUGGACCUGCCCAGAAAGACUGUAAAGAGGAGCUGAGAAUUCUUGCUUAAACUGAGAGUUCUCUGGGAGGCAGAGAUUUUGUUGGACUGGUUUACAUCGAUGAGAAGUUCCCCAAGCCUGAGAUCUUCUAACUUGAACCUACACAGCUCUCUGCACACUGCUCCUGGGAUCCCAGUGUAUUGAAUAAAGGAUUCAGAAAAGCUUCAGAGGACUGGAAAAAGAAUGCUCCGAGGCCGAUCUCUAUCUGUGACAUCCCUGAGUGGGCUUCCUCGGUGGGAAGUUGAAGAACUUCCUGUGGAAGAUUUACUGCUUUUUGAAGUUGCUUGGGAAGUAACCAAUAAAGUUGGUGGCAUCUAUACUGUGAUUCAGACGAAGGCCAAAACCACAGCAGAUGAAUGGGGAGACAAUUAUUUUCUGAUUGGACCAUAUUUUGAGCAUAAUAUGAAGACUCAGGUAGAACAAUGUGAACCUAUAAAUGAUGCUGUUAGAAAAGCAGUGGACACAAUGAAUAAACAUGGCUGCCAGGUGCACUUUGGAAGAUGGCUGAUAGAAGGGAGUCCUUACGUGGUGCUCUUUGACAUAGGCUAUUCAGCCUGGAACCUGGACAGGUGGAAGGGUGACCUCUGGGAAGCCUGCAGUGUCGGCAUCCCUUACCAUGACCGAGAAGCCAACGAUAUGCUAAUAUUCGGAUCUUUAACCGCCUGGUUCUUAAAAGAGGUGACAGAUCAUGCAGAUGGCAAGCACGUCAUUGCCCAGUUCCAUGAAUGGCAGGCAGGAACCGGACUGGUCCUUUCUCGAGCUCGGAAACUUCCCAUUGCUACAAUAUUUACCACUCACGCCACAUUGCUUGGGAGGUAUCUCUGUGCGGCAAACAUUGAUUUCUACAACCAUCUUGAUAAGUUUAACAUAGACAAAGAGGCUGGGGAAAGGCAGAUUUACCACCGGUAUUGCAUGGAGCGGGCCUCUGUCCAUUGUGCUCAUGUGUUCACCACGGUAUCGGAAAUAACAGCAAUAGAAGCUGAACAUAUGCUGAAGAGGAAGCCUGACGUAGUUACUCCAAAUGGCUUAAAUGUUAAGAAAUUUUCAGCAGUGCAUGAGUUUCAAAACCUACAUGCCAUGUACAAGGCCAGGAUCCAAGAUUUUGUUCGAGGUCAUUUCUAUGGUCAUCUGGACUUCGAUCUUGAAAAGACUUUGUUCCUUUUCAUUGCUGGGAGAUAUGAGUUUUCAAACAAAGGAGCUGACAUCUUCCUAGAAGCCUUAUCCAGGCUAAAUUUUCUGCUGAGGAUGCAUAAAAGUGAUGUCACAGUGGUGGUGUUUUUCAUCAUGCCUGCCAAGACAAAUAAUUUCAAUGUGGAAACACUGAAAGGCCAAGCAGUACGGAAACAGCUAUGGGACAUUGCACAUUCUGUGAAGGAAAAUUUUGGAAAAAAACUCUAUGAUGCAUUGUUAAGAGGAGAAAUUCCUGACAUGAACAACAUUUUGGAUCGAGAUGAUGUAACUAUUAUGAAAAGAGCCAUCUUCUCAACUCAGCGACAGUCUUUGCCUCCAGUGACCACUCACAACAUGAUUGAUGACUCCACCGAUCCCAUCCUCAGCACCAUUAGACGGAUCGGACUUUUCAACAGCCGCACAGACAGAGUCAAGGUGAUUUUGCACCCAGAGUUUCUAUCCUCCACCAGCCCUUUACUACCCAUGGAUUAUGAAGAGUUUGUCCGAGGUUGUCAUCUUGGAGUAUUUCCAUCAUACUAUGAACCAUGGGGCUAUACUCCAGCUGAAUGUACCGUGAUGGGUAUCCCCAGUGUGACAACCAACCUUUCCGGCUUUGGCUGUUUCAUGCAGGAGCAUGUGGCUGAUCCUACUGCAUAUGGUAUUUACAUUGUUGACAGGAGAUUCCGCUCUCCGGAUGAUUCCUGCAAUCAGCUGACUCAGUUUCUCUAUGGAUUUUGCAAACAGUCACGCCGCCAAAGAAUUAUUCAGAGAAACCGAACUGAGAGGCUCUCUGAUCUUCUGGAUUGGAGAUACUUGGGCAGAUAUUAUCAGCACGCCAGGUACCUGACAUUAAGCAGAGCUUUUCCAGAUAAAUUCCAUAUGGAGCCUACAUCACCACCCACGACAGAAGGAUUUAAAUACCCAAGGCCUUCCUCAGUUCCACCUUCUCCUUCAGGGUCUCAGGUCUCUAGUCCUCAAAGCAGUGAUGUGGAAGAUGAAGCAGAGGAUGAGCGAUACAAUGAGGAAGAGGAGGCUGAAAGGGAUCGGUUAAAUAUCAAGUCGCCAUUUUCUCUGGGCCGUGUUCCUCGUGGGAAGAAAAAGCUACACGGUGAAUACAAGAACUGAAUUCCAUGCUUGUCGAGCAGAGCUAAUGUAGUAAGAACAGAAUAAGAGUCAUUAUUUAAAGAAAUGAAAAUGCUACAAAUUUCAUUUUCUUCUUCUAAGUGUGACCAAGAAAUUUAUUCUCUGCUUACCAAGGGGAAAAGAUUAAGUGAAUGGCAAUUUGGUAAUUUCUAUUAAAAUCCAAGUUAUUUUCCCCUACUCCCUUCCCCCAGUAAAUUUAGGAACAAGGAAGAAUGUUCAUUAAAAAA
Mustela erminea (ermine) is the source of this 2705-nucleotide messenger RNA. It is a transcript of the gene GYS2, whose product is annotated as glycogen synthase 2. The transcript has 16 exons. Gene Ontology annotation, cellular component: cytoplasm. The record is from RefSeq and is a predicted model, not a curated record. Lineage: Eukaryota; Metazoa; Chordata; Mammalia; Carnivora; Mustelidae. Gene Ontology annotation, molecular function: alpha-1,4-glucan glucosyltransferase (UDP-glucose donor) activity. Gene Ontology annotation, biological process: glycogen biosynthetic process. Bases 349 to 2460 code for a protein of 703 amino acids.